Malania oleifera is the source of this 1392-nucleotide messenger RNA. Its product is annotated as auxin-responsive protein IAA16. Gene Ontology annotation, biological process: regulation of DNA-templated transcription. NCBI's taxonomy places the organism in Eukaryota, Viridiplantae, Streptophyta, Magnoliopsida, Santalales, Ximeniaceae. Gene Ontology annotation, cellular component: nucleus. Bases 224 to 1006 code for a protein of 260 amino acids. Gene Ontology annotation, molecular function: protein binding. The record is from RefSeq and is a predicted model, not a curated record. The transcript is spliced from 4 exons.
GCCCUUCUUCUCACCUAGCUGCUUGCUUUCCCGGUUCUAAUUAACGUUCCCACAUUCUCUCCUUUUCUCUCUUAAUUUUCUCGCAAACCAAACAGCCCCAGCGUUCGUAUUUAUAAUUAUUAGCAUAAAUUAAAAAGAAGAAGAAGAAGAAGAAGUGUGUGCAGAAACGAAGGCGUACGAUCGAAAGGAUACUAUUGGAGCCGAGCACCGACAGGAGUACAGCAUGAAUAUUUACGAAGAAACGGAGUUGCGGCUUGGGUUGCCCGGAGGCGGAAGCGGCGGCGGUAACGAAGGCGGAGACGCGGCGAGGAGUGGCAGUGGCAGUGCUUGUGGGAAGAGAGGGUUUGAUGAAGCCCAUGUCGACUUGAAGCUUAACUUGUCGUCGAAUGAGUGCAGGAGGACGUCAGAUCAUUCGACGGAGAAGACGUCCAUGAAGGAGAAGACUGCUGUUCUUCCUCGGUCUAACGAUCCGGCGAAACCUCCGGCUGCCAAGGCUCAAGUAGUGGGAUGGCCGCCGGUGAAGUCGUUCCGGAAGAACACAAUGGCGGUGCAGAAAAACAAGGGCGAGGUGGGCGGCGAGAAUAAAGGUAGCACCACCGGCACUAGCAGCAGCGCCGGCGGCAGCAGCAGCAGCGGCGGCGGCGCAGCCUUCGUGAAGGUUAGCAUGGACGGCGCACCUUACCUGCGCAAGGUGGAUCUCAAGCUGUACAAGAGCUACCAGCAGCUUUCCGAUGCCCUUAGCAAAAUGUUCAGCUCCUUCACCUUUGAUAACUGCGGCGCAAAUGGGAUGAAGGAUUUUAUGAAUGAGAGCAAAUUGAUAGAUCUUCUUAAUGGGUCAGAGUACGUGCCAACCUAUGAAGACAAGGAUGGAGAUUGGAUGCUCGUGGGUGAUGUUCCAUGGGAGAUGUUCGUUGAUUCAUGCAAGCGCCUGCGCAUAAUGAAAGGCUCUGAGGCAAUUGGGCUAGGUGAGUAUAAGAAAUCGGGAUCUUAUUUUCCACUCGUUUAAAUUUUAACAUAAAUAAAAACUAUUUUUCACAAUUAACAUAUAAAUUUUUGUAUUUAAUAAGUAAUUUUUUAGAAGAAAGUUUAAUUUUCUUUAUGUAUAAACACAUAUACCCAUUUCUUGAGAAGUUUUUUGUCUAUGAAUCACAGCACCAAGGGCAGUGGAGAAGUGCAAGAGCAGAAGCUAAUAAAAGUUUGGGCACAUGCAUGCAUCUGGAUUACUGUGGGUUUGAUGAUAUAUAUAUAUAUAUGAAUGUGAAGUUGGAAAUUUAAUGGGCAAAGCUAGGAACAAUAACCCAUGUUGUUCAUCAUCAUGUGUAGCCUUUUUUUUUUUUUUUUGUCAUUAACUAUGAAUGGCUUGUUAAUUUAAUAAUAACCUCAUUGGGUGUA